UCCUCAGUUCCACAUAAAGGAUAACAGCGCUCCUCUGAGUAGGUCAAACAACACAAACAAGCAAACGUAGGCGAAUAUAUUUAUUAGUAUUUCAAACAAUAAACUAUUAUCGAUGCAAAAUGGAAAACAACAGCUUCCACAGCCAGCUCCUGUCCGUCAUGGACGUCCUGGCCAAGGCAGCUGUGGCGGAGAUAAACCGGCGUGUGGAGGACAGCUGCGCGGUGCUCCGGGUGGAGGUGAGCCAGAGUCGAAGGGACAUCGCCCUGCUGAGGAGGAAAUGUGAGGUGAUGGAGACCGAGCUGAGGAGGACCAGGAUAAGAGCCAGGAGGAAAGUGUUUUGUCCUCCAGCACCAGACAGAUUCUCAUCUUUAGUCAAAGUAGUUCUGAACAAAGAGAUUCAGACCACAGACUGGGAUGGACAAACAGAGGCUGAGGCUCAAAGUCAACCAGAGCAGUGUGCAGAAACACAGCCUGCUGAUGAAGCUGAAAAUCUGCUGAUUAAAGUGGAGUGUUCAGAGGAAGAAAUGUGGAAGAACCCCUCGGAGGACAAAAUGAAGUCUGAAGAAAAUCAAGCAACUUGUUUCGAAGCCUCACAACCUCCCCAGACUGAAGGUUUUGCAGAGUCUCACCACUCUGGUGAGAACGAAGAGGACUCCCUGAUGUCUACAGGUGGCUACACGGACUUUCAAGACCAAAAUGAAGCAGAGCUUCUGGUAAAGCACGAGAAAGAAGAUGAGCUGCAUGAAAGCUCAGCUCCUCUCAAUUCAGUUGGAAAUUUUGUAUCAGGUGAAGGGCAGCUGUGGGCAUCAGAUCAGUGGACAGAAGCUGCUGAUCCAAGCUCUUCUUAUGUUGGUCAACAGUUUCCCGCUGUUUUCCCAUCUCAGGGUGGGUUACAUUUUGCAGAUCUUGUGCCCCAAAUUCAGUCCAUAGAGAAAUCACAGUCAGUUGUUGUGAGUGAAGAAGGGUUGAAAAGACGUCUUGGAACAGUUCGAUCGAAGAGACAAAUCCAAAUCGACGGAAUAAAUACUUCAUCCCAGUUUAACACCAUGGGUCAAAGCUCAGUCUCUCAACAGUCACAGCAUCCGUACAGGCACCAAGAUGUGACUUUGACAUCACAGAUCCCAUUAUCAACCACAUUUCACGGGCACAGCCGUAUGAGCUCAGUCCUGGCAAGGAGGAUAAAGACGGCCUGGCGGUCUUCCACCAAGGAGAAGAAGUUCUGCUGCUCGUACUGCAGUAGAUCAUUUCAUAAAUGCUGUCAGCUUAAAGAGCACCUGAGGAGUCAUACAGGUGAGAGACCGUUUAGCUGCAAGCUGUGUGGCAGGAGCUUUGCCAAACAGUGCAACCUCAUCAGACACGCGGUGGUCCACAGUGGGGAGAGGCCCCAUGAGUGCUCGCUGUGUGGGAAGUGCUUCAGUCAGCGCUCUAGCCUCAAGUCCCAUCAGAAAACAGCACACUGAGGUCACAGGAUUUUAUUUAUAUAUAUGUUCAAUAUAUAGUCCUCUCAAGAGAUACUCCAUUGUAUUAUUAUUUUGAUAUCAACAACUUAAUGUCACCGUACCUGUGCAGCGGAGGUGGUCGAACCCUGUUUUUAUUAGGUUAGAUUAUGUAUCAAUCAUGGGUUUGUGAAUAUAUUUAUUGUUUUUCUUCAGUAACUUAUUAAAGUUUUUAACAAAUGACAAUUUGUUAAUCUUAUUACCCCCCCUGUUCUCUUUUUUACAUACUUGCAGUUCUCCUUUCUUAAUUCAAACAGGAGCUUUUCCUGCCUUGCCUCAUUCUGUA
Messenger RNA from Cheilinus undulatus (humphead wrasse), 1782 nucleotides. RefSeq lists its product as uncharacterized. Gene Ontology annotation, molecular function: RNA polymerase II cis-regulatory region sequence-specific DNA binding; DNA-binding transcription factor activity. Gene Ontology annotation, biological process: regulation of transcription by RNA polymerase II. The record is from RefSeq and is a predicted model, not a curated record. The transcript has 4 exons. Lineage: Eukaryota; Metazoa; Chordata; Actinopteri; Labriformes; Labridae. Bases 120 to 1460 code for a protein of 446 amino acids.